Molecule: messenger RNA, 1218 nt
Organism: Cladophialophora psammophila CBS 110553
Lineage: Eukaryota; Fungi; Ascomycota; Eurotiomycetes; Chaetothyriales; Herpotrichiellaceae
Exons: 5
Coding region: 1-1218 (405 amino acids)
Biological process (GO): cell wall mannoprotein biosynthetic process; protein N-linked glycosylation
Cellular component (GO): mannan polymerase complex
Molecular function (GO): alpha-1,6-mannosyltransferase activity
Source: RefSeq, a predicted model, not a curated record
AUGCUUCUCCCAAAAGGCGGCAUGACUUGGAAGUCUGCCAAAGCCAGGCUACCUCCUUGGAAAGCCAUAAUAAUGUUCUUGACCCGGACCCGAUUUCUGGUCGCAGUCGCCCUCACGGGUCUGAUUGUCUUAUUAUGGAGGGGGAUAAGCGUGUCCACACAACAGAUGUCAAAUUUCUAUUGCUUCGGCCCCUCAAAGCCUCCCACACAAAUGUCAAAUAAUGAAAUGGUCGCCUGGAACCAACACCUUCAGACGCCUGUCCUCUUUAACCACCAUGAACCUUACGAAGUCAAUGCCAGCACCAUCAAUCGCAUCGAUUUGAAUCCCAUCGUCUCCACGCCCCGAGCCCUCAGCAACCGUGAACGGAUCCUUAUCCUCACGCCACUCCGCGACGCCUCGCCCUACCUCAUCAAGUACUUCGACUUGCUCUCCGAACUCACGUAUCCGCACGACUUGAUCGAUCUGGCUUUCCUUGUGGGUGAUUCUGUCGAUGACACCCUUGCAGUGCUUUCCUCGGAGCUGAACCGCAUCCAACAAAGGACCGACAAAAUCCCCUUCCACAGCGUCCUCAUCGUCGAAAAGAAUUUCGGCUCGAACCUCGACAUGAGCGUGGAAUCGAGACAUGGAUUCGCCGCCCAAGGCCCAAGGAGAAAGGCAAUGGGAAGAGCAAGGAAUUAUUUGUUGUCCGCGGCAUUGAAGCCCGAACAUAGCUGGGUCUACUGGCGCGAUGUUGACAUCGUAGAUUCACCCAAAAAGAUCAUUGAGGACUUUGUCGCCCAUGAUCGAGAUAUUUUGGUCCCAAAUAUAUGGUUCCACCGAUACGAAAACGGGCGAGACAUCGAAGGACGGUUCGACUAUAACAGCUGGAUUGAAUCCGACAAAGGCCGUCGACUUGUAGCCUCACUGGAUAAAGAUGUUGUGCUUGCAGAAGGGUACAAGGAAUACGAUACGGGAAGAACAUACAUGGCGAGGAUGGGUGAUUGGCGGAAUAAUAAGGACGAAGAAAUUGAGUUGGAUGGUAUUGGUGGAGUUAAUAUUUUGGUCAAGGCGGAUGUCCAUCGAUCUGGGAUCAACUUUCCCUGCUAUGCUUUUGAAAACCAAGCCGAAACUGAGGGUUUCGCAAAGAUGGCCAAACGGGCAGGAUAUCAAGUGGUAGGAUUACCGAACUACGUCGUUUGGGACGAAGCCUCUCCAUUGCAGACCUCUGAUCUGGUUUGA